Messenger RNA from Penicillium bovifimosum, 945 nucleotides. RefSeq lists its product as uncharacterized. The coding region runs from base 1 to 945 and encodes 314 amino acids. The record is from RefSeq and is a predicted model, not a curated record. The transcript has 4 exons. NCBI's taxonomy places the organism in Eukaryota, Fungi, Ascomycota, Eurotiomycetes, Eurotiales, Aspergillaceae.
AUGUCCACCGAUCACAUUUCCAAGCCUACGGAGGCUGACGCCUUAAUUCUCGAAGCAUGGGGUCAAGGGCUGUUAGUCGGGAGUCUGCUCGUCAUGGCUGCUAUCACCGUGGCCAACAUGAAGUCACAUAUUCUACUGCACAAGCUGAUCUUCGCCGAGCUUCUUCUAGGCAUGGCUCACGGUACUUUCAUCUUCCCCCACGAGCCUGUCUACGGCUGGUACCUCUCCGUCACCGCGAUCGGCCUCAACAUAUCCUGGGCUCUACACAAUGUCAUCGCAUGGAUGAAGAACCGGCCAUUUCUCUCCCGCAAGGUUUCGAUCAUCUACAUUACCACGGUGGUUUUUUGUUGGCCGUAUUGGGGACUGGAGAUCUAUGCGAACUUCACUUAUUUCAACAAUAUCAAUAAGAUCUUCCUGAAAACCAGACCACUGGAGGCUUUGUUCCGCGAUCCGUGGUGGAUCUUCACAACCGCCAGUCUAUUCUGGACAAUCAAGCGCGAAUACAACUUCGGACUAUGGGAAUUAGUAGUCGUCAGUCCGCGGUUCGGAAUCAUGCUGGUCUCGAUGUGCGCCUCGAUUAUAUUCAUGAUCGUCGAUAUCUGCAGCGUGCUGAAUGCCUUUACCAUCCCGCUCCCAACAGGUGUCCAGCCGUUCUGGAAACUGUCCUUUAUUUUCAAAUGCCUCUGCGAUACCGUGAUCUUGGAUGACUUCAAGACCGCCCUCGACAGCUUGCGCAUGCACUGGAUGCGCAAGAAGAACGGCCAGCUGUUUGUUUCCCCCGCCACUAGCCCACAUAAUAGCCCACAACGCUACCGUGUCCGUGGCGACCUUGAAGCAUUUGAUUCCCUCGUCACUCCUACAAAGAGUGCGAGUGCCCACACGCUACACCUGGACCGAGUGCGAAGUCGAGACGAUAUACCUGAUAUCCCAUUGCAUCUACGAUGA